Messenger RNA from Penicillium diatomitis, 1326 nucleotides. RefSeq lists its product as uncharacterized. Gene Ontology annotation, molecular function: transmembrane transporter activity. The record is from RefSeq and is a predicted model, not a curated record. The transcript has 4 exons. Lineage: Eukaryota; Fungi; Ascomycota; Eurotiomycetes; Eurotiales; Aspergillaceae. Gene Ontology annotation, cellular component: fungal-type vacuole membrane. Gene Ontology annotation, biological process: transmembrane transport. Bases 1 to 1326 code for a protein of 441 amino acids.
AUGGCUGAUGUUUCCAUUCCUCUCGCCCCAGCAAUGGAGGCAUUUGAGACGUCCAAUGGCUCGAAUAUUACGAGUGAACGAGAUCUGCCACCAGUGGAUCGCGGCAAGGCAGCGUGGCUUUUUUUAGCGGCUUGUUUUAUGAUUGAGGCGCUCAUCUGGGGGAAGUUGACUUCAGGAUUCACCUUCUCUUUUGGUAUCUUCCAGGAUUACUACAGCGCUCAUGAGCCGUUUAAAAGCUCAGGUAAUAUUGCAGUAGUGGGAACCUGCGCCAUGGGCAUCUCAUAUAUGUUACUCCCAGUGGCUUUCAUUCUUUUGCAUGCAGUUCCUCGACUUAAGCUAUGGGCUGCACCGAUUGGCUUCAUCAUUAUGUGUCUAGCGCUUUCACUUAGCUCAUUCGCAACCAGCACAUCACACUUGAUUGUCUCGCAAGGAGUUGCUUAUGGAAUCGGAGCAAGCUUAGCCUAUGCUCCAACCAUCGUCUUCAUGGAUGACUGGUUUGUCCAAAGGAAAGGCUUGGCGUUCGGGAUCAUGUGGGCCGGCACUGGGAUUUCUGGUGUUAUCUUGCCAAUUGUUCUUCAAUGGAUGCUUGAUGCAUUUGGACCGCAGACAACCCUGCGCGCAUGGUCAGUCACAUUGAUGCUUCUCGGGGGCCCAUUGCUGUACUUCGUCCGGCCUCGUCUGCCAAUCUCCCGAUCGUCUCGCACCAGACCCUUCGACUUCAAAUUUCUCCGUGACUCGGCCUUCCUCGUCUAUCAGACGGGUAACAUUCUCGAGGCAGUCGGGUAUUUCCUGCCCACUAUCUAUUUACCCUCUUUUGCCCGCAGUCUCGGCGCCGGGGGCAUUGAAUCAUCCCUGACUGUCAUCCUGUUCAAUUUGGCAUCCGUGUUCGGCUGCAUCGCCAUGGGCUCAUUGGUUGAUCGCUGCCAUGCAACCACUUGCAUCCUCGCCUCGACCGUUGGUAGCACCAUUGCAGUCUUUUGCAUCUGGGGCUUUGCCGACUCGCUUGGCCCUCUGUAUGUGUUUUGCAUCAUGUAUGGUCUCUUCGCGGGGUCAUUCUCGUCUACAUGGCCGGCCAUUGUGAGUGAAAUCAAGAAAAGGAGUACCUUUGCGGAUGCAAGUAUCGUCUUCGGCUUCUUGUCGACUGGCCGGGGUAUAGGCAACAUUAUCAGUGGGCCGCUCAGUGAAGCUUUGCUCAAGGGAUCUCCGUGGCAGGGAUUAGCGGCCAAGGCGUAUGGGUCGGGCUUUGGACCCCUUAUUGUGUUCACGGGAGUUUCGGCGCUGCUUGGGGGUCUCGGUGUUGCUACAAGAUCUUCCAGGCUCUCCUAG